GGCAGUUAGCCAUCACAAGAAGGUAUAGGCGAGACCAAAGGUUGAGUGUAUUGUGCAAGAGGAGACAACGAUGACACGCCUGAUUUGAUGUGUUGCGAAAUCUCAUUUACCCUCUUACGCCAUCUUUAUGCGAAUCUUAGUCAUCUAUUGCGGGAGAAGAGAAGUGGUGCUCGAUGAAAUCCUUUUUCCCAUAAUAUCGUACUCUAGAUUGCAGACGUCCAAAUAAGAUGCAAUAUCCUACAUUUCUUCAGAAAGAAUCAACUUCCCAACUUCUUCAUCCUUCUUUUUCCCUCGCUAUAUAAGUAUUAGGUAAGGAAGCAUUCGAUUGAGCAUGGCCAUUAGCCAGGAAGGCGCCUGUGACAUGAGCCUUUCUCUCGAUCUGAGCAUUGGCCGGAGCCGGAGGAGCGCCGAGCAGAGCUCGCCCUGCUUCGCAUUUAGCCUGUCCGACGGCUUCGAAGCUGCUGGUGACGGUGUCUCUGUUAAGAGGGAAAUUGUUAAUCAUGAUGUAGGAUGCGAGGAGGUGGAGACAGAGAGGUUGUCGUCUUUCCGCAGCGGUGGCAGCGACGAGGACGACGACGUUGGCGGCGCGAGGAAGAAGCUUAGGCUUACAAAGGAGCAGUCUGCUCUGUUGGAGAACAGAUUCAAGGAGCACAGCACCAUAAAUCCGAGGCAAAAACAUGCCCUGGCUGAGCAACUCAAUCUCCGGCCACGGCAAAUCGAAGUGUGGUUUCAGAAUAGGCGGGCAAGGACUAAGCUGAAGCAGAUGGAAGUGGACUGCGAGUUUCUAAAGAAGUGCUGCCAGAAGCUGAGCGACGAGAACCGGAAACUGCACAAGGAGCUGCAGCAGAUGAAGGCUCUCAAAGCCGCACCACCUCACACGAGCUUCCCUGCUGCAGUGAACCUCACCAUCUGCCCUUCCUGCGGGAGGAGAGAUCACAGUGGCACUGACCAAAGAGAAGCCAUUUAGGAUAACCACGAAGUCGCACGAGCCCAAACCCUCUCUAUUCACUGGCAAUGGAAGUACUGCAUCAAAGUGCAUAUAAUUUAACUUUAGUUUCUCAAGAAUGAGGUUGUAAAAUUUAAUCUGGGGUGGCUCGCGUGAGUGCAUGCCUAGUUGCCAACCUCGACUGUAGCCUGUGGUGUAACUUUACUUUCCUGACCAGUUGAACGAGUUGCAUGCAUGCACGAGCAUGCUGGACUUUA
This is a messenger RNA of Zingiber officinale, 1203 nucleotides long. Its product is annotated as homeobox-leucine zipper protein HOX19-like. Gene Ontology annotation, molecular function: DNA-binding transcription factor activity, RNA polymerase II-specific; sequence-specific DNA binding. Lineage: Eukaryota; Viridiplantae; Streptophyta; Magnoliopsida; Zingiberales; Zingiberaceae. The record is from RefSeq and is a predicted model, not a curated record. The coding region runs from base 332 to 967 and encodes 211 amino acids. The transcript has 3 exons. Gene Ontology annotation, biological process: regulation of DNA-templated transcription.